Leptosia nina is the source of this 2490-nucleotide messenger RNA. NCBI's taxonomy places the organism in Eukaryota, Metazoa, Arthropoda, Insecta, Lepidoptera, Pieridae. The record is from the annotation of a GenBank genome assembly.
AUGGAUUGGAAAACCUCAAAGCCGGCGAUAUGGUCUCUCCUCAUACCGUACUUGCUUUUAGAGCAUUUUAUGAAGACCCUUUCCAUUGUAAGCUAUAUAUCUAUGCUAGGUAAUUACUUGAACAUGGCGGGUCUCGCACUGAUAAUAUAUCACAUAUUCUUAGCACCUCACGGCGUUGUUCUGUUGGCGUCCACCGAUCCAUUGGCUUUAUUUUUCGUUAUUGGCACUUGCUUGUUCAACUUGAGCGCAGUUGCUGUUAUAUUGUCCCUUGACAAAGCGCUGAAAAAUCCAAAAGUUUUGACGCAACCGUGCGGAAUGUUAACGGUGGGAAUGUUCAUACCAACAGUCUUCACAACCGUUUUCGGUGUACUAGGAUAUUGGUCUUUUGGCAUGAUGGAGGAGAACGUGUUGCGAUCGCUGCCCUUCGAUGAUUAUUCAGCUAUGGCAGCCAUAGGCUUAUACCUCAUAGCCAUAGCUUUCGCCUACCCGAUACAGUGUUACCCAGCCAUCGCUAUGAUAGUGGAUGUUAUCAAGAAUUGGAACCCUCAAAGUACACCAUCUGAUGAGCUGCUGAAGACUAUCGAGACUACGGCACGACCUCUCUUCGUUAUGACUUCGUGUAUGAUUUUUUUCCCCUCUGUAGCGAAGUCGAACUAUGGAAUAGAGAAAGAAUAUCGCUCCUUAUUAACUACUAACUUUUUUAUUUGCUACAUGAUACCAAUCCAAGGCGCGUUCGUAGCCUUCGUGGGUAACCUUUGCACCACAUUGCUCGCCUUCGUGUUUCCAGCCAUGAUGGAACUCUGCAUCCUACAAAACUUGCCACAAUGGACGUGGGAGUGCGUUAAUGAUAAAUGCGUCCCAAAUAGAGCGACAUUAGACGGCAAGCUCCAAUCCCUAAUGACAUGCAACAUGCUCUGCGCCUCCAUGACCCUUUGGCCACAGCCCACAGGACACGUCAGCCUCUCGACAACCGCUGUUCCGGUACGCGCUGACCUAUUUCACUUACAAAUCCUUACCUUUCCAUCAAGACCCGUCCGAGAGCACAUCUUUGAAGCGUUUGAUAUAUUUCAAGGAGUUCUUCGUAAGAUGGAGCGGGGCUCACGAAACUUUGAAGAAUGGCAGGCUGUUGAUGUACGCGUCGCUGUCAAUGAGAGCGGUCAAGGUGACCCCAGACUACGCCUAGAUACAGAUGAAAGCUACAGAUUUUCACUAAGGCCAAAAAAUGGCACUACAAGGUCACUGCAGAUGGAUGUAUACGCCAAUUCAUUUUGCGGAGUUCGACAUGCCUUCGAAACUCUUUCUCAAAUCAUCUGGUUCGAUUUAUAUGCUGGCUCUCUGUUUAUGUUGGAAGCCGCUAAUGUUGAUGACGUACCUCGUUUUAGGUACCGCGGCCUGAUGUUAGACACUGCGCGAAAUUACUUUCCCGUGAGUGAUUUGCUUCAGACAAUUGAUGGUAUGGCUUCAUGCAAACUCAAUACAUUUCAUUGGCAUGCAACUGAUUCUCAAUCGUUUCCAGUCGAGUUUGACAGCUUGCCACAGCUGUCGCGUUAUGGCGCGUAUGGUCCUGGUGCUAUUUACACCACUGAGGACAUUCGUACUGUAUCACAUUACGCCAGAUUGCGAGGAAUACGUGUAUUGCUUGAAGUAGAUCUCCCAGCUCAUGUGGGUAAAGCGUGGGACUGGGGUGACAAGCAUUCGGCGGAAAAGGUUCUCUGCUUGGAUAAUAAACCGUGGAUAGAGUAUUGUAAUGAACCUCCUUGUGGUCAAUUGAAUCCCAGAAACGUUGAAGUAUACCAUGUUAUGUUGAAGCUAUACGCAGAAAUAAUGCAGCUUACUGGUGUCGAUGACAUGUUCCAUAUAGGUAACGAUGAUGUUUCUCAACGUUGCUGGGCCGAAGAGUUCAACACUACUGAUCCCAUGGAUCUUUGGGUAGUUUUUACAACAAACGCAUUGCAGCGGUUAGAAGCAGCGAAUGGAAAGUUACCAAAUCUUACUAUAAUGUGGUCUACUCAGAUGAGUGAACGCGUUAAGCUUGACUUGAAGCCUUUCUUACAUAAGCUUGGUUUACAAGCUCGCGACCUGGCGUCGACUCAAAAGUACAUAAGUGGUUUACGCACAAUUAUAUCUCAUCAAGAUGCAUGGGACAUCAAUAACGGUUACAGUAAGUGGUAUGAAGAAACGGGGAGUUCAAAUUACAACUCAUGGCAACGCGUUUACGAACAUAGACCCUGGGCAAGAAAAGAUAUUAAAUAUGUGGAAGGCGGUGAAGCAACCGUCUGGUCUUCCACGUUAAGUACAGAUGGUUUAGACUCAAGAGUUUGGCCAAGGGCAGCUGCUUUGGCAGAGAGGUUAUGGUCAGACAGAGCAGAAGGGGCAACUCGACCUGUCCACGCAAGGUUAGACAUACAUCGCUUACGUCUAAAAACACGUGGUAUUCAGGUAUCUCCAUUGUGGUCAAACUGGUGUUCUCAGAAUCCAUACACAUGCUGA